GCCGGUUGCUUGCCUGCCCCACUAAAUUUCUAGAGCUUGUGAUACCUACCUCCAAGCGCAUUCAGUGUGAGCCAUUGACUCACCUCGACAAUUCACUGGCAAAAAGUCCACAAUCCCAAGCGACAUUGGCCCAGUUCUGGAAGCUAUUGUUGGAGAACCUUUUUGCGACCAGCAGCCUUGUCAUUCCCCCCCGCCUAUAUCGAUUUCAUAGAUAUCCGUCCAGUACCAUUCGUAAAGACCAUACAGCCUCGAGCAGGGAACAGUCGCACUCUCACUUCGACAUCACCUCCACAAUACCUCAGUAGCACACAGAGUACUAUACACAGCUCAUCGCCAUGGCGUCGUCGCAAAUGAGCUAUGCCCCCACGUUGGGCAAGCUCCUCAAGUCUCUCAACACUCAGCCCUUGGAGGCUUCUAUCGAGGCUCUUAUUUACCUCCUAAAACGUCGCCAAGUCAAGGGCGAUGAUGUCGCCAAUGCCACAGCCCAUAUGCUGCUCCAGGUCGUCGCCAAGUCUAAGUGGCAGAACGUCGAUCAGCUGCUCGCAAAGGUCUCCAACACCGGCCACAGACUUGCCCAAGCUGCUCCCACUGAGCAAGUCAUCGGCAACGUUGUCCGCCGAGUAAUGGGUCUUAUUCGUGAUGAGGCUUCCGAGGACAGAAAUGCCGACGAGAUGGGCGACUCAGUAUCCGACCUCUCCCAGCUGCCCACAACGCCCACCAUUUCCACAAGGCCAGGCCCCACGCCCCUCCGCGCCGCGACUCUCCCCAUGUCCAAGUCCAUGUUCAACCUUCUCUGCGUCUCAGAGACCGCACAGUCACCAGUUACCGGCGCAUCUACCCCCAUGUCCCAGGGCGCAUCUGCCAACAUGCAUGCCCUACGGUCCGAAGUUAUCGAUGGCAUCGAAGAGAUUAUGGACGAGAUCAGCCAGGCGGACGACCAGAUUGCGGGUUUCGCGGACAUCCAGAUUCACCCCGGCGAUUACGUGCUCGCCUACCUCCCCUCCCCAACAGUCGAGAGAUUCCUCCUCAAAGCCGCAGCAAAGAGGAGGUUUACCGUGUUCAUCGCCAGCGCUGAGCGUCAAAAACCCGGCGAGGUGCCCCAUGCUGCCCUACGGAAGAAGCUCAACGGUCUCGGGGUCAACGCCAUCAGCCUGGCUAGCAACGGCUUGAUGGCCUAUAUGCCUAGGGUGAACAAGGUCGUUAUCAGCGCCAAGGCCGUAUAUGCGAACGGCGGUAUUUCCACAGAGAGUGGGUGCAGUACUGCUGCUAGGGCAGCGCAGGAGUACUCCAAGCCCGUUAUCGUUCUAAGCGGUGUUUACAAGUUCUGCCCCGUAGAUCCGUCGGACGAUGGGACCGAGUUCGAGCAGGGAGAUUCUUCGACGUAUGUCGACUAUGCCGACGGUGAGGCCGUCGAUGCCCUCGAGGUAGAGAACAUCGUGGGCGAGUACCUGCCACCCCAAUACGUCGAUGUAUACCUAACAAACCUUGGCCCCCAAACACGAGAUCAUCUUGCCACCAUCAUGGCCGACCAUUACAAGCUCGAAGAUAUGGGCUUGUCUUUGCAUCUGCCUUAGAAGCCGAAGAGAAAAAAAUGAAGAAAAUAAAAAGACGCGGUUAAUAAUGUAUCAUGCUGCCGGUCCAAUGCAAUACUCGUUCAAAUACCUCUCGACUGUUCCUGGUUCAACCUGGCCGACCAAUAUGCGUUCCGAAAAUACAACAUCGUGCGUUGCAUAUAUGUCAACUGAAGAGUCAUAUCUGUACCCAUAAACUUGUUUGUUCCUUAUCAUCGUGCAUAUUUCGGUAGUCCCGAUGGCGAGGUUUUGCGGAUUCACCGGACUCAGUAGCUUUGGACGCUGGCAGAGGCUUCGACGGGCAUGGUUAGAUGGGGUGAAGGGACAAGAUGUGUCGCUUUUUCUUGCUGGGCCGCCAUCGAACUUAAGGAUCUAGAUGAGUGCAGUACAGCAUCACGUAAGGAUAUCGUAUAUAAGCAGGAAUCGGGGCCUCCGCUGCGGACAUCGGAUGCUGUUAUGUCGGACUUCAUCUGCGCGCCGAAAUAUAUUUCCCUGGAAAAUACAUCUCCCUGCACAGGGAGUCUGACAGAUACUUAAACUUGCCCAUCCAUUCUCUUUCCACUCGAAUUAAUUCCCUCUCUUUUUCUCGUCAUCCGUCUACGUACUCGGUUCCUCGCUCCUUAGGUCAUUUAUCCACGUAAAUCAAUACAUCAACGGCUUGUC
Neurospora crassa OR74A is the source of this 2234-nucleotide messenger RNA. RefSeq names its product translation regulator GCD7. Gene Ontology annotation, cellular component: eukaryotic translation initiation factor 2B complex. Gene Ontology annotation, biological process: translational initiation. The transcript has 3 exons. The record is from RefSeq and is a predicted model, not a curated record. NCBI's taxonomy places the organism in Eukaryota, Fungi, Ascomycota, Sordariomycetes, Sordariales, Sordariaceae. The coding region runs from base 336 to 1574 and encodes 412 amino acids. Gene Ontology annotation, molecular function: translation initiation factor activity; guanyl-nucleotide exchange factor activity.